Messenger RNA from Leptopilina boulardi, 4732 nucleotides. RefSeq names its product protein argonaute-2 (gene AGO1). The record is from RefSeq and is a predicted model, not a curated record. NCBI's taxonomy places the organism in Eukaryota, Metazoa, Arthropoda, Insecta, Hymenoptera, Figitidae. Gene Ontology annotation, molecular function: protein binding; RNA binding. The transcript has 15 exons. The coding region runs from base 1077 to 3902 and encodes 941 amino acids.
CAACAGUUUCUUCUUUAAAAUAAUAAUUUCGAUGGCAGACAAAUUAAUAAUCUUGUCAUGAUGAAAUAAAGAAAAUGAAAAAAAGAAGCAGAAUCGUGUCGUGGGCGGCUGAAUAACGGUGGUAGAGAAAGGGUGGGGCAUUUUAUGAAAUUACGGCCCUGAAGUCGCGACGCAUGCGCACUGGACUCAGAAUCGAACAAGUAGUGGGGGGUGUACUGACCGCUGAAUCCUUUGUAAUUUGUAAAAAAUCGCCGGAACAUUUGCAUUGUAUUGUUACCAUCCCUUAAGUUGGUGAUUUGUGUGGAAAAGUUAUUUCAAAUUUUUCUCAAUCAUGUCAUUGUAUGAUAUACGUGAUUGUUGGUGAUAAUUUGAUUGUUGUGACAGCGUGAGUAGACCGCCUGUGGUUUAGCGCGCGGGGAAACAAUAGUUUCAGUGCGCGUGUAUAUGUUUGUGUUAGUUGGUGGAGGCAUACGUGUCAAAGGCGUCUCGAGGGUUCAUAUGUAUAUAUACAUCACAUAUAUAUAUAUAUAUAUAUAUAUAAAAUUGUAUAAAAUGGCAACCUUGACACUUGGUGAUCGUGUCUUUGGCGGCUCGUGUAAAGUAUAAUUCGUUUGGAGAAUGAAUAUGUUCGCGUCAUCCUGGUGAAAGCUGCCGCGACAAACAUUUGCGAAAAUAUACAUAAUAAUCCUUUGCUAAGGUUCAAUAUUGGAUUUGCGACUUUGUGUGUCAUCGACACGGAUCCACGGAUGUUUCGUAUAGUGCACACACUUAUUUACUUUUUUUCGCUAUUUGUUUUGCAAAAAUGUGCAUUCAAGAACAAAUUACAACAUUGGCAGUUAAAAACCAAUAGUGAAAUCUGCGAUAUCAGAUAAGAAAAAAAAAUACCCAGCUUUUACAUGUGUGGACGUAAUCCAUGAUAUUUUGUAUGAAAUAAUCUUGAAACAGCAGAAAAUAUGUGAUUUCGGAUUUCUUAUUAAAGAGGUAGAGAGGAUUAUUUUGCAGAAAAUAAGAGACCGGAAUAUAAAGAGAGACACAGAUAGUUUAUAUACAAUAAAGUAAUCAAAAAUCUCCUGUUGAUGGCAGUUUCAAACGAUAAAACAAUGGCUCAAAUGGAACAGCAAAUUCCUAUUCCUGUGCCGGAUUUGAGCACUAUUCGAAUAACAACAGCAGUUUCUAUGCUAGGUAAAGCGUAUGGCUGUGGACAGUGUGCAGCUCCCCCGCCGGGGUCGACAAGCACUGCCGUGGGAGCAGCUGGGACAACUGGAAGUAGUGUUGCUGCUCCCAGUUCCUUGAACCUGGUUCCCGCCCAACAAACACACACGCCUCCUCAACCUCCAGAUCUGCCGGUGUUUUCAUGUCCAAGAAGGCCAAACAUAGGCCGCGAGGGCCGUGUAAUCGGUCUAAGGGCCAAUCACUUCCAAAUCACAAUGCCACGGGGUUAUGUUCAUCAUUAUGACAUUAACAUUCAACCCGACAAAUGUCCGCGUAAAGUCAAUCGAGAAAUUAUCGAGACUAUGGUCCACGCUUAUAGUAAAAUAUUUGGAUCUCUUAAGCCUGUUUUCGAUGGUAGAAGCAAUUUAUAUACCCGGGACCCAUUACCAAUUGGUACAGAUAGAGUAGAGUUAGAGGUGAUACUGCCUGGUGAAGGAAAAGACAGAGUCUUUCGAGUUGUGAUUAAAUGGGUGGCUCAAGUUUCCCUGUUCGCUUUAGAGGAGGCACUAGAAGGUCGAACUAGACAAAUUCCAUUUGAUGCGAUUCUAGCAUUGGAUGUGGUCAUGAGGCAUUUACCAUCCAUGACCUACACUCCAGUUGGAAGAUCAUUCUUUAGUACACCAGAUGGAUACUAUCAUCCCUUGGGUGGCGGAAGGGAAGUUUGGUUUGGUUUUCAUCAAUCUGUGCGGCCUUCUCAAUGGAAAAUGAUGUUAAAUAUUGAUGUAUCUGCAACUGCGUUCUAUAAAGCUCAACCAGUAAUUGAAUUUAUGUGCGAAGUUUUGGAUAUUCGAGACAUUAAUGAACAAAGAAAACCAUUGACAGAUUCGCAACGUGUAAAAUUUACCAAAGAAAUAAAAGGACUUAAAAUUGAAAUUACACAUUGUGGGACCAUGAGACGAAAAUAUCGAGUCUGCAAUGUGACGCGCAAACCUGCUCAGAUGCAAUCAUUUCCAUUACAACUAGAAAAUGGCCAAACAGUCGAGUGUACAGUUGCCAAGUACUUCUUAGAUAAGUAUAAAAUGAAACUGCGAUACCCUCAUCUUCCGUGCCUUCAGGUUGGUCAGGAGCACAAACACACGUACUUACCACUAGAGGUCUGCAACAUCGUAGCUGGACAAAGAUGUAUUAAAAAAUUGACGGACAUGCAAACAUCAACAAUGAUCAAAGCAACUGCACGUUCGGCUCCUGAUCGAGAACGUGAGAUCAACAAUCUUGUUCGACGUGCUGAUUUUAAUAAUGACUCCUACGUACAAGAAUUUGGUUUAACCAUUUCCAAUAAUAUGAUGGAAGUUAGGGGCCGUGUUUUACCACCACCUAAACUACAAUAUGGAGGACGAGUUAGUUCCCUCACUGGACAGGUAAAGAAUUAUUUAGAGGCAAAACAACAAGCGUUGCCAAAUCAAGGUGUAUGGGAUAUGAGAGGUAAACAAUUUUUCACUGGUGUUGAAAUUCGAGUAUGGGCAAUUGCGUGUUUCGCACCUCAAAGAACAGUAAGAGAAGAUGCAUUACGUACGUUUACCACACAGCUUCAAAAAAUUAGUAGCGAUGCUGGAAUGCCAAUUAUCGGACAACCUUGUUUCUGCAAAUACGCCACUGGUCCUGAUCAAGUUGAACCAAUGUUCCGAUAUCUUAAAUCAACAUUCCAAGGCUUACAACUGGUUUGCGUUGUUCUACCUGGAAAAACUCCUGUCUAUGCCGAAGUUAAAAGGGUAGGCGAUACCCUAUUAGGAAUGGCAACACAAUGUGUUCAGGCAAAGAAUGUUAAUAAAACAUCACCGCAAACAUUGUCAAAUCUCUGCCUUAAGAUUAACGUGAAACUCGGUGGUAUCAAUAGUAUUUUGGUACCUAGCAUUAGACCGAAGGUCUUUAAUGAACCAGUUAUAUUCCUUGGAGUUGAUGUGACACAUCCACCUGCAGGCGAUAACAAAAAACCAAGCAUUGCCGCUGUUGUUGGUAGCAUGGACGCUCAUCCAUCUCGGUAUGCCGCUACUGUUCGCGUUCAACAACACAGACAAGAAAUCAUUCAAGAACUCAGUUCCAUGGUCAGGGAGUUGCUGCUAAUGUUCUACAAAAGUACCGGUGGUUAUAAGCCUCUUAGGAUAAUUUUAUAUCGUGACGGUAUAUCUGAAGGUCAAUUUUUGCACGUUCUCCAACAUGAAUUGACUGCGAUUCGUGAAGCUUGCAUUAAACUAGAAGCUGAAUACAGACCUGGUAUCACCUUUAUCGCUGUUCAAAAGAGACAUCACACGCGUUUGUUCUGCGCUGAUAAAAGGGAACAAAGUGGUAAAAGUGGAAAUAUUCCAGCGGGAACUACUGUCGAUGUGUGCAUCACGCAUCCUACUGAAUUUGACUUUUACCUAUGCAGUCAUCAAGGUAUUCAGGGAACAUCGAGACCUUCACAUUAUCACGUGCUUUGGGAUGACAAUAAUUUUGAGAGUGAUGAAUUGCAAUGUCUCACCUAUCAACUUUGUCACACUUAUGUCAGAUGUACAAGAUCGGUUAGCAUACCAGCUCCAGCUUAUUAUGCUCAUCUGGUUGCUUUUCGUGCUAGAUAUCAUUUAGUUGAAAAGGAACAUGAUAGUGGAGAAGGAUCUCAUCAAUCAGGCUGUAGUGAAGAUAGAACGCCAGGUGCAAUGGCACGAGCAAUAACAGUUCACGCUGAUACAAAGAGAGUUAUGUACUUUGCGUAAUUUAUAUGCAUGUUGAUCAUCUGCGAAAUCGCCAUAUCCACUGAAAGAAACGAUUGGGGGGUGUUACUUUUUAUCAAAACGAAAAAAAAAACAACAAAUAGCUAAUGAUUGAUAGCUAAAAUAUUAACUUAAAAUGAUCAUAUUAUCUUCGAAAUCAUUUCUUUCAGUGUCUUUAAGAGUAAAGUAAACGGAGUAAAGAUCGUAGGCUACUUAACAAAACAAAACAAAAAAAAAGAAAGAAAAAUUGACGUUUGAAAGCUCGUGGUCGGCCAAUUUUUUUUUUUUAAAUAUACAUUCGUAUAGAUUGCUUACAAAUAUCAUGUCAUAUCUCUGCUAGACAAUGAAAUCAUGAAAUGAAUUUAAUGGAUUUUAUAAUUAAUAUCUUCCGGCAGAUAAAUUUUGAUCUCUGUUUGUUUUUUGAGACAAAUUGUAUAGAUUUUUUAUAAUGAAAAGGUGCUUUUCUUUUAGUUAAUCAUGUUUUAGAUUAAGAUUUUUCGCAAUUUCACUAAAUGUAUUAGUGAAGUUUUUUUCUCUUUUAUAAAGAUUUGGCUUUUGAGCCGGAAUUACGCUUAUUUUUUGUUAUUUUUUUUUGUUUUUUGCUUGAGGUAUUUAUUUUACCUCUCUUUUUUUGAAACCAGCAUUUUUAUCAUAUCGGGGGAAAAAAAAAUUGAAAAAUAUAUUUACACAAUUCCUGCAAUCAUUAAACACUAAACUGCCAUCAUAAUGUUUUACCAUAAUGUAUAUGUUAAUUUAAAAACAAAAAUGCAAUUACGAGGCUUGAGCUUAAUACUUAACAUUAGGAUUGGUUUAAUAAUAAAUUGAAAGAGAGA